This is a messenger RNA of Girardinichthys multiradiatus, 3457 nucleotides long. RefSeq names its product secretion associated, Ras related GTPase 1Aa (gene sar1aa). Lineage: Eukaryota; Metazoa; Chordata; Actinopteri; Cyprinodontiformes; Goodeidae. Gene Ontology annotation, biological process: vesicle organization; membrane organization; intracellular protein transport. Gene Ontology annotation, molecular function: GTPase activity; GTP binding. The coding region runs from base 136 to 732 and encodes 198 amino acids. The record is from RefSeq and is a predicted model, not a curated record. The transcript is spliced from 7 exons. Gene Ontology annotation, cellular component: endoplasmic reticulum exit site; COPII vesicle coat.
GGAAGCCGAGGUAUCGUUGCAAAAAGCACGAAAAAGAAAAGGAGGCUUUCUGAUUGACUGUUACCAAGGAGACCGCUGAUACUACGGAGAACUUCGAUAAGGCUCGGUGCUCUAGGAAGACAGACACAGAUCAGGAUGUCGUUUUUGUUUGACUGGAUCUACAGAGGGGUUAGCAGUGUUUUACAGUUCCUAGGUUUGUACAGAAAGACAGGGAAGCUGGUAUUCCUGGGUCUAGACAACGCUGGUAAAACAACCCUCCUGCACAUGCUGAAAGAUGAUAGACUUGGCCAGCACGUUCCAACACUGCAUCCAACCUCAGAGGAGCUGACAAUUGGUGGUAUGACUUUUACCACAUUUGAUUUGGGAGGACAUGUACAAGCUCGCAGAGUUUGGAAGAACUACCUGCCAGCGGUGAAUGGCAUUGUGUUUCUUGUCGACGCUGCUGAUCAUGAAAGACUUACAGAAUCAAAGACUGAGCUUGAUGCUCUCCUUUCAGAUGAAACCAUAGCCGGUGUACCAGUCUUGGUGUUGGGUAAUAAAAUCGACCGUCCAGAGGCCGUCAGUGAAGGAGCACUGAGAGGAGCUUUUGGUCUAGAUGGUCAGGUCACAGGAAAGGGAAACAUCUCUGUGAAAGAGCACAGCGUUCGCCCGCUGGAAAUAUUCAUGUGCAGCGUUUUGAAGAAACAAGGCUACGGCGAAGGUUUUAGAUGGUUAUCGCAAUACAUCGACUGACACAAAGGGAGAAUCAGGGGAUUUAACUGACAGGUUAACCUGAAACAUGAUGGAGACUAUCAACUAGCGACAAUUAUAAUCAUGAAAAACAUUUCCUUUCAGCAGUUAAAUUCCUCUAUGCAAACGAAGAACUGGUUUAUUAAUGUGUGAAAGUUGCACGGCAUGUUAAGUACCUAAUUACAAUACAUGAACAGCCAGAUAAUCUGCCGGAUUGUAGAUGUGUGUUCCACUGUCCUGAAUUAUUUAUUGUUUAACACAUUAGCUGUUUGAUUUAAAUGUUAUUAGUGUGUAAGUGUGUGAUGAGUGGCUUAAAGCUUGUCUGAUUUAUAACAGAUAUGGCUGGGAUGUAGAUUAGAUUCCAAGAACAGUUCCACAAACAAAUAAAAAAUAGAGAGGAUUAAUUUUCAUCUGAUUUAAUAUGAGAUAGAUUGGAGUUCAGCAAAAUAUCUUCUGUACUGAGCACUAAACCACAAAAAAACACCAAAUCCACUCAACGAACUAAAAAGGAAGGCAAGCAAACAAAAGCACUUGAAAUGGGUUCAAAUUUAACAUCAGACCAAUGAGAGUCUUUUUAUUUAUUUAUCUAUCUUUUGUUUCAUUUAGUUACGUUUUAUUUAUCCAAGAAGUCCCUUCAGCUCAGUACGUCCUUUUUGAGGGAGACCCAACAAAGAAGAUUCACUGUUAUAAGUUGUAACCUAAAAGUGUAUUACUAACUGCAGAACACAUAUAUAAAAUAAAAAAAACCAUAGACAGCAUAAUAUAUGUACAAGGUCUAAUUUAAGAAUAGCAGUUGGACUCGUGUUACAGAACUCUUUAAAAGAGUUUCUCACAGAGUUUAGCCAGAAUAGCUCCCUUAGUAAAAAUAUAUCAGUGAUAUUCUCUCCUUAUCCUUAACAAGGAUCAAGAAACCAGAUUAUGAAGUGUACAAUGAAUCUGCUACAAAAUAUAAAUUGCAAUGAUAACCUUUGGGAAUCUGAACAGCCAAAGUUCAGAGGAAGCACCUCAGCCUUUAUUAGAAAUGUUGGCUGACAUUUUUAAUAAAAGCAGAGGUGCUAUAAUUAAAAUAUUUGCUAAUUAAAACUAUGUUUAACCUCCUCAGCUUCUAUGCUACAUGCUCAUUAUGCAGCUUGAAAGAAAAGCAGUUUUCCACUCAACUACUGUGAGUACAUCACUUUCUCAGUAUGUUUUUUGUUUUUGAUUACAGUAAUCAAAUUUUGUAAAAUUUUCAGAUUGAGGGGAGCUAAACUGAACUGUUAGUUGAGCUGGAAGGCGUUAUUACUGACUUUAACUUUGAAAUGUUCAUUUUGUAAUUCAAAGACAAAAGCUUUCUGCAACUGCCUUUAUUUUAUUGCGUCUCCACGGCAAUAAUGAUGACUUCCUGUUAAAAUGUGAAAAAGCUGUAAAUUAAAAUAAAUUCUCAAUAUGCGGCCUUAAAGAAAGGCUAUCAUCCAUACAAAUAUUUGUAGGAUUAAGUACCAACAUUAUCUUAUAUUUGAGAGUGAUUUUUGGAAAGCAAUUAAGUUUUCUUUUUGUAAGAUUUGUCAUCUGCUUGCUUCAGAGUAGAUCCAACUGGUAUCAUCUUCAUAAAGGUGCACUUUAGCUGUAGGCAUAUUAUUUUUAAUGUUAUUAAUAAAUAUGGAAAAUGAAACAAGGCCUAAAAUGAAGCCUUGGGGGGGCCCUUUUAACAGCUUCAGUAAACUGGACCUAUUUGUUCUACCUGAAAGGUAACCUUUAACCCCCACCACUCAAACCAGUAUCAGUAUUACUGGUAAUGAGGACUGUAUCAUUACUGUGUGGCUCGCUAUCAACAUAUUAAAGAAAUUAUUUAUUAUUAUUUUCACUAAGAAUGGAUGAAUGAUGGCAGGAAUAAUGUCUUCCCCUGUAAAUGUAAGAAAGUUAUAAAGUAGAAUAGCAAGCAGUGUUGUAGCAGACCUUACUCUGAAUGUGAAAGUCAAAGACCAUAAUAUGUUCUUAGUCUGUUCGUCUUUUCAGUUUGUUAUUAUUAAACGCAGCAUUAAACUUAACCUCCCAUUCGUCCACUUCCUGUUAAUUAUGGUCUUUUUGUAAUUAAGCUUUAAGUUUAAUUUAAAGUGGCAAAAAUUUAAAUAAGUGCUGAAAAUGAAUGGCUAGUCAUAUUUUGAUGCCUAAUUAGCAUUUAGUUUUAAGUGCUUCUAAUGUACUUUUUGAUUAUCUGAAAAGAUAUGAAAGUGCACUUCAGCAAAUGAAUUUAGGUGUCUGUUGUGGUCUGUUUCCAAAAAUAUCUUUUCCAUGGUUUAGAAACCUGUUUUAAUGUCUUUCUUUAAACCCUUAAAGGAAGAAUAUUAUGUGAUAUUUGAAUCUGGCAGAUUUCUGAAUCUUUUAUUAAGAAGUAACCUUAAGAACAUCUGAUGUAAUAAUACUGCAAAUAAGAAAUGAGUUAUAUAUAAAUAUUUUAUACAGGGUAUAAGUGCUAAAAUGUAUUUUUGUUUCUUUGGACAAUUUACCCUACCAGUUGCUGAACGUCUGUAAAUUAUGUAUAAUACAGAUGUAAAUCAUUGUAAAAUAGCCACCUUUGAGUUGGCACUAAAAGGAUGGAAGUUAUUUGUAUCUCUCUAGUAUUACAAUGAAUUUUUUUCACAAAGUACAUGUUAAAUAAGUUUAAACAGAAAUGGAAUUUGGCAAGAUAAGAGAUAAAUCUAUUUCAUGUUAGUGAUUGAUAUACAAUAAAAUCAGACUUUUAUAUUCA